GUGGGUGGUAUACAUGUAUGUGCUCAAUUGUUUUACUGUUACUAUGCUUAAUGUUUGUUGUAUAUGUAAUGUUAAAAGCCCUUCUAGGGACGGGCAUUGGAAAUGCUGUGAUGUUGUGCGUUGGAAAAUUGUUAUACAAUUCUCUAUGUUUAUAACAUCUGUCCCUAUCAAAUAAACCUAAAAAGAAAUCACAGGAAGGAGCUGCUCUGUAUAUAAACACUGAUUUAAAGUGGAGGAAGUAAAUCAUAAAAAGCACCAACACUAACCUGCACCUCCUCCCUCCCUUUAAACAAGUGGUUUAUUAGCACCAGACGGUGGCGGCGUGGGAAGCCAGUGGCUCGUUAGCCGUGUGUUGACAUGUUUGUGAUGUGGUGACUCUCACUCACCAGAUCAUCAGUCUGACACGACCGCUGGAUUCCUGGCUCGAACACGUAGACUUCGCCACGCUCUUCCGCUGCCUGACAGACGAGGAGGUGUUAUUGGUGUUUGCCGCCGCCGUCCUGGAGAGACGGAUCAUCUUCAUCGCUGAUGAAUUGGGCACGUUAUCCCAGAUCAUUCAUGCAGUAGCGGCCCUCCUUUAUCCCUUCACCUGGCAGCACACCCUCAUCUCCAUUGUUCCGGAGAUCCUCAUCGAUGUGGUGAUGGCGCCCACCCCCUACCUGCUGGGGGUCCAGAAACACCUGCUGGACCAGGUCACGGACCAGACUGAUCUGCUGGUGGUCGACUUGUCUGAGGCGAAGAAGGAGACCUUCAUCACUUCAAUCGGUGAUGAAAGCUCUAUUCUGCCGCCGAAGCUCCAAGCUGAAAUCCUCGAGGCUCUGACUACCAGACAGAAAGCAUCAACGGUGGAGGAGCUGAACCGGGUGGUGUCAGAAGCCUUCCUGUAUUUCUUUGUGAAAACAGUGGGCCAUUACUCUUCCUACGUGAAAUUCGGUGGUGCCGAGGGGCCCGUGUUCGAAAAGAGGAGCUUCUACAAGGCCAUCGAGUCCAAGACCACUCGACACUUUGUCAAGAAGUUCAUCGAGACGCAGAUGUUUGACCUGUUCAUCCAGGAGGUGGAGCAUCAGCAGCAAGGACCGCAGCAGGGAAUAUUUCACAAGAAGAUCGUUGAAUACCAGGAGAAGAAGAAGAAGAAAGACAAGGCGAAGAAACACUAGCUCUCAGCAUGGAAUCCUGGGUGUACAUAGGAAAAGAUGUGAAUGUUGCGUUGGGUGUUUGUUUUAAAAUAAUUAUGUACAAACAUGUGAAUUACUGUAUGGUUAUGUUGCUGCUACUCUGUGAAACACUGGCAGUUUCCCGUGAUGGUUGUCAGACUGAGGCCGAUGAGCAGGAAAAUCAUUUCAAAUAAAGACUAGUUUUUUAAGUCCA
This is a messenger RNA of Micropterus salmoides (largemouth bass), 1368 nucleotides long. Its product is annotated as DENN domain-containing protein 2D-like. The coding region runs from base 642 to 1157 and encodes 171 amino acids. Gene Ontology annotation, cellular component: nucleoplasm; cytosol. The record is from RefSeq and is a predicted model, not a curated record. NCBI's taxonomy places the organism in Eukaryota, Metazoa, Chordata, Actinopteri, Centrarchiformes, Centrarchidae. The transcript is spliced from 6 exons.